CGGGUUUAUUCAAUUACCAGAGGUUACCCCAAUCUUCUGUUCUCGCUAUGCUCAAUCAGCCGAAUGAGGUUCCCCUCACAAAUCAUUACUCAGCACUUCAGCUAUUGCUCCAACACCAACAAUGAAGCGACUUCAAGAAAUGAAAAGGCGAGAUCAACGAAUCGCACUCUAUGGCGACUCUCCACCGCCUCCAAGAACACACGCUCCUUAUCCAGAAGGUGAAGUCAUUUACAGCUGCCUUUAUCGCAACAUAGUCCGACAUGGCAAUACCGUCACAAAGUACACAACACAUCCAGAUGGCAUGGGCGUUAAUGAUCAACCAAACGAGGCAUUGGUAUUAAAAUUCGUCAAAGAGCACACGACGAUACCGGUGCCCGAGGUCAUUAGUUCUGACUGGGAUCGCAUUGAGAUGGAGUACAUUGAAGGCCAAACACUGAAAGAAGUCUGGCCCUCACUUAAACCAGAAGAGCGCACGGCAAUGCUGGCUCAGCUCAAAGAUUACAUUGCCCAGAUGCGCGCGCUAAAAGGUACAUACCUCGGCCGCUUUGAUGGCCAAGGCGUCAUUGUUCCCAGCAUGAUGACUCGAUCCGGCGGGCCUUUCCAUACCAUUGAAUCAUUUCACGACUGGCUUGUUCGACCGCCGAAAAGAAUCACGGAGCAGUCCAUGUACUGGCACCAAAUAACAGAGCAACUUGCGGCUGACUGUCCCAUUGUGUUUACUCACGCCGACAUCUCAUCCAGAAACAUUAUCAUACGCGACGGUCGGAUAGUCGCGCUUCUGGACUGGGAAUGGGCGGGUUGGUAUCCCGAGUAUUGGGAUUAUGUGUUUGCGCUCCGAGGCUUGGAUAAGGUUGAUUGGGAAACGCUGGGGAGUCAGGUGCCGUCGCUAUUCGAGAAGCGCUAUGAUCUUGAGUACAUAUUGGUCAACUUUAUCACUACUCUGUCAUAGAGCUAUGGCUCAUAGCUGCUCUGUACUCCAAGACACUCUGCCAGUCAAAUGC
This is a messenger RNA of Fusarium redolens, 1001 nucleotides long. Its product is annotated as kinase-like domain-containing protein. The record is from RefSeq and is a predicted model, not a curated record. The transcript has a single exon. NCBI's taxonomy places the organism in Eukaryota, Fungi, Ascomycota, Sordariomycetes, Hypocreales, Nectriaceae. Bases 122 to 949 code for a protein of 275 amino acids.